This is a messenger RNA of Mucor mucedo, 366 nucleotides long. Its product is annotated as Ragulator complex protein LAMTOR3. Bases 1 to 366 code for a protein of 121 amino acids. The transcript has 4 exons. Lineage: Eukaryota; Fungi; Mucoromycota; Mucoromycetes; Mucorales; Mucoraceae. The record is from RefSeq and is a predicted model, not a curated record. Gene Ontology annotation, cellular component: Ragulator complex. Gene Ontology annotation, biological process: cellular response to amino acid stimulus; positive regulation of TOR signaling.
AUGGAGUCGAAAUUCACCGAGAUCUGUAGUCGAGUAUUUUACAGUGGAUUACUAGUGGCUAUGGUGACAGACAGAGAUGGCGUUAUUAUUUUAAAAAGUGUUUCGGACAAAGCCAGAGAUGAUAUGACUGAGCCGAUGAUUCCUAUAACGUUUGCCAUCGCGAAUAAUCAGGCAAGUCGAAAAAGAGAAUAUAAUAUCAUGAGUAUUAUAAGUGUUUAUGAAAAAUAUCAAGUCAUUCAAUUGGAUCAGGCACCAUUAAUCAUUACACUGGUAGCCGACUCUGCGGCCAACACUGGGCUGUUUAUGAACCUUGGUAAAAAUAUUUUAGAAUUGACAGAACCUCUUGUGGAAGCCAUGAAGGAGUAA